GAAGUAAACCAUUCGGUGGAAGCAGAACUACUGAAGAUGGAGAAUGUAACUCAAAAUAUGGCAACGCAAAACACUACAAUGAUGAUGCUUUCUAUAUUCAUAACAAAUGUUACAACCUGGAAUGAAAAUGGCAAUGUGACUUUACGUGUGACAGACACACCAAUAAAUAUAAGUUUAGAGAUUAAUAGGCCAAUAGGAUCUGAUCGUGUUUCAAGAGUAAAACAGCCACGAGUUUUAAGGAUAGAAGAACCACCAAAAUUUAUUUUGAAUCCUGAAUCAAAUGACAAUUCAACAACUAAUGUUACGAGGCAAAGACCAGAGACAAAUAUACCCAGAUAUAAAACAAUUGAAGCAACUGAAACUUCAAAUAAAAUCUGGAACUAUUGGUCACCAUUGAUCAUUGUAUUUGGUACAUUUGGAAAUGCUUUAAGCCUUUGUGUUCUUUGCAGAAGGAAGAUGAGAUCUAGGACAACAUCUGUGUACCUCAUAGCCUUAGCAUGCGUUGAUAUGGGGGCUUUAUGGAUGGGCCUUGUUCCAAACUGGCUGCGUUAUAUAAACACUGAUAUUCAGCCUUAUAGUACAUCAUCUGGGUGCAAAAUUCUAACAUUUCUUUUGUAUGUCUGUGUACAUUUAAGUCAGCUUGGAUUCUUGUUUUGGUAA
Messenger RNA from Owenia fusiformis, 660 nucleotides. The record is from the annotation of a GenBank genome assembly. Lineage: Eukaryota; Metazoa; Annelida; Polychaeta; Sabellida; Oweniidae.